AUGGAGACAAAGUUGGACCACAACAGAAUGGAACGUGUUAGAAAGCACUGUGGGUUCCAUAAUGGGCUGGAUGUUUCAGCUUCUGGUUCACGGGGAGAGCUCAACGAAUAUCCAACUGGAAAGAAGAGGUUUAAAUUUGAAUCUUGGUGGAUACUAGAACCGUCUUGUGAAAAUGUCAUCAAGAAAUGGUGGACUGAAAAGUCAAGAGAAGCGCUGGAAAAAUUAGAAUAUCUUCGAGUUAAUCUACAAAGAUGGGAGAAGAUGAUCAAAGGAGAGUAUGAUAAAAGAUCGAAGGCUUUACGGAAAAGAUUGGCUGAAUUAGAAGGUAUGAAUAGGGAUGAUGAUAAUUUAGCUGAGAUGAUAAAUGUAAAAUUAGAAUUGAAUUGGGAGAUGGAGAAGGAAGAAUCGUAUUGGGAACAAAGGGCUAGAGCAAAUUGGUUGCGUCAAUAG
Gossypium arboreum is the source of this 450-nucleotide messenger RNA. RefSeq lists its product as uncharacterized. Bases 1 to 450 code for a protein of 149 amino acids. The transcript is spliced from 2 exons. Lineage: Eukaryota; Viridiplantae; Streptophyta; Magnoliopsida; Malvales; Malvaceae. The record is from RefSeq and is a predicted model, not a curated record.